Doryrhamphus excisus (bluestripe pipefish) is the source of this 2225-nucleotide messenger RNA. The record is from RefSeq and is a predicted model, not a curated record. NCBI's taxonomy places the organism in Eukaryota, Metazoa, Chordata, Actinopteri, Syngnathiformes, Syngnathidae.
AAAUGCUUUUGUGAAAUUAUCUUCUGGAAAAAAACAUCUUGUGUGAAUUGUGUGAAGUGAAUGGUUCUCCCUGUGGCUGUCACUCAGGUUUGAUGCUGCUGCAGCUUCCUGUAUUGACGGCGCACCAGUAACCAGCCGAAGAAGCCUUGAGUGGUGCGGCUUGCCUCAGAAUUGCCCCCAGUCUGAAAGACGCAGGGGGUGUUAACUUUACGGAGGGACACCAGACUACUCCCGGUGGUAAAAGGAAUACAUGAUUUUUAAAAACGUGGCGGUCUCGCUGCUGCCUUUUUCCGGUAGUCGCUACAAGCUAGCAGCACUAGCUAGGUGGCUAAUGCUAGGUGGCAGCAGCAGGUAGUUAACCUCUUAGAAGCAUACACAUAGAAAUGUUAUCACUCAUAACUGUGUAGAUACACUUAAAAAUAAGCAGUCUGAUAAGACCACAUCAUAAUGUUACGUUUUUGUCCAACGUUGGACUGACAUGCUUUUGGAAGUGUAAUCCACUCGCUUACGUUAGCAAGCUAGCCACCCUGAGUCAAUCCUGUUGCUUUACGAGGCAACAAGGAAGCAAAAGACGUCUUUUACGGAACAGAACAGCUCAGUGAACUUUUUUUGGACCACAUUUGAGAUUUGGACAGAUUUCUAUUUUGGAGAUGGCUCCCAAACGAAGACCCGUUCCGCUAAACAUAACGCCCAUUGGAGAAGGACAGGCCACUUCAAACACCACUGAUGCUGCAUCAGAAGCAAACCUAGAGGCCUUACAGAAGAAACUAGGAGAACUCGACCUGGAUGAGCAGCAGAAGAAACGUCUGGAAGCCUUCCUCACCCAGAAAGCCCAGGUGGGAGAACUCAAGGAUGAGGAUUUUGAUCCCAUUUGCGAGCUGGGUGCCGGCAACGGAGGGGUUGUCAACAAGGUCCGCCACAAGCCGUCGGGUCUGGUCAUGGCUCGCAAGUUGAUCCACCUGGAAAUCAAGCCGGCCAUCAGGAACCAGAUUAUCAGAGAGCUACAGGUCCUGCAUGAAUGCAACUCUCCAUACAUUGUGGGCUUCUACGGCGCCUUCUACAGCGACGGCGAAAUCAGCAUCUGUAUGGAGCACAUGGAUGGUGGAUCCUUGGACCAGGUCUUGAAGGAAGCCCGAAAAAUUCCAGAGGAAAUCCUGGGGAAAGUUAGCAUAGCUGUUUUGAGAGGUCUGGCCUACCUGCGAGAAAAGCACCAGAUCAUGCACCGAGAUGUGAAGCCCUCCAACAUUCUGGUCAACUCUCGCGGGGAGAUCAAGCUGUGUGACUUCGGUGUGAGCGGCCAGCUCAUAGAUUCCAUGGCCAACUCCUUUGUUGGAACGCGUUCCUACAUGUCGCCGGAGAGACUGCAGGGCACUAAUUACUCGGUUCAGUCCGACGUGUGGAGUAUGGGCCUGUCCCUGGUGGAGCUGGCGAUCGGCCGCUACCCCAUCCCCCCACCUGACGCCAAAGAACUGGAGGCCAUCUUCGGACGGGCUGUUCUGGACGGUAGCGAGGGAGAGCCUCACAGCAACAUGCAGAGGCCCAGACCACCUGGGAGGCCCGUGAGCGGACAUGGGACGGAUAGUAGAACUGCUAUGGCCAUCUUUGAACUUUUGGACUACAUUGUGAAUGAGCCUCCUCCUAAACUGCCACUGGGUGUAUUCACUAACGACUUCCAAGACUUUGUCACAAAAAGCUUGAUUAAAAAUCCAGCUGAAAGGCCUGAUCUGAAGAUGCUGACUAGUCAUGUAUUCAUCAAGCGAUCCGAAGUGGAAGAAGUGGACUUUGCCGGCUGGUUGUGCAAAACCAUGGGCCUCAACCAGCCCAGCACUCCCACCCGCAGCACUGAGUGAAGGCUCCCCACUCGUCAGCACUGCCUCAUCUCUGGAUCGUUUUUGCUUGCAUACACAUAGGUUAUAUUGUACAUACACAAGCCAUCACAUGCAAAUAUUGGCACUUUUCUUGUUGUUUUGGGCUUCAAAGAGUUUGUGGCUUCCUCUCAUGUAUUUCUUCACCAGCAGCAGGGCUCUCGAGUGGUCUUACUACAUGUAAACCACCGCUUCACCAGGCCAGUCUCAUGUUUCCACUGGACUGCAGUGGGGUGGAUGUAAAGCGCAGAGUGGCUGCCAGUAUGUGAUUGUUUUAUAUUAGAUCUUCUGUAUGAAUUUUUUCUAUGGCAACAGUUGGUGGCUGGUGGGGUUGUAUUUUAAUAAAUGACCCACUGUGGA